AGUGAAAUCCCAGUCGAAGACGCGUAGUUAAUCGCAAUGAAGGAACAAACCCCAACGGGAGGAUGGUCCAAAAAAUGGAUCAAAAUUUUCUUCUGCAUGAUCAGCACGAUGCUUUGCUAUUUGGGCGUACUGGUGCUAACCAUCGGCACGGUCGCCCGAAUGCAGUAUGAACUGCUGGAUGUUCUGAUGGACAUUCGGAUGUAUCGUUUGAUCCUGUUCCUGCUGCUGGUCGGAGCGUUGUGUCUGGUGUUAGCAUUUAUAGGAUUCCUCGGGACCUGGAGAGAAAAUCGGCCACUCUUGUAUACGUUCUGCUCGCUUUUGGUCGUGUUUUCAUUGAUGGAGUGCACGGUUGCAUUCAUCGGGUACACUCAGCGCGAUCGCAUGGAAACGGAAAUGGAAUCGAAUCUGUGGCUUUCGGUUAAUCAGUAUCCCGUUGAUGUUACUUGGCAACCGUACGUCGAUUCGUAUCAAAUGCAGUUAAAAUGUUGUGGCGUCCAUAACUAUACCGAUUGGCUGAUGGCGAUGCCACCGGACGAUAUCACCGAGGAUGAUAAAGAUCUGGUAGCGCAGCUUGUCCCACUUUCCUGCUGCGAUCUUGCAGAUACUGCGCAAUGCACAAUCUACGACGCCGGCUGCCACAGCAAGGUGUACGAAAUAUUCUACGAAACGGGUAAUACGGUGAUAACAAACACGCUUGGAGCGGUAAUACUGCAGCUAUUGGGAGCAGCGUUUGCCUUUUUCUUGGUACGCAAGCUGCGACUAUUUACGCAACCUGACGAGGGUUUUUUCCACGCUGAAAAGCCGAACCCAUUCGCAUACUCCAAAUUGGUCAACAUUGCGAUAUCGACGGAAAAGAUGUAACCCAUCCAGUGGUUCCGUAUCCAUCCCGUUGUCUUACAUUUUUAGUCAGCUUUAGCGGGCUUUGGAUUCUCCCCUCCAUCAAGCAAAUCGGCCAAGCGGGAAAAAGUACUGCAGCGUGUUUAUCAGUUUGUGCAGAUAGAUAAGACUGAUAUGAUAACACAAUUUAGUCAUUUACCAAUACAUAUGUACCGGCGCUAGGCGUGGCAAGCUGAGGAAUGUCGUUCGGGCAGCGGUUUAAAGCAGCUUUUAGUGGAAUAAUAAAAUAGAAAUUAAACAGUUACCUAAAAUUGAAAA
This is a messenger RNA of Anopheles arabiensis, 1155 nucleotides long. Its product is annotated as CD63 antigen-like. Gene Ontology annotation, cellular component: membrane. NCBI's taxonomy places the organism in Eukaryota, Metazoa, Arthropoda, Insecta, Diptera, Culicidae. The coding region runs from base 37 to 861 and encodes 274 amino acids. The transcript has 5 exons. The record is from RefSeq and is a predicted model, not a curated record.